Molecule: messenger RNA, 732 nt
Organism: Rhizoctonia solani
Lineage: Eukaryota; Fungi; Basidiomycota; Agaricomycetes; Cantharellales; Ceratobasidiaceae
Exons: 4
Coding region: 1-732 (243 amino acids)
Source: RefSeq, a predicted model, not a curated record
AUGCAACGCCGAUGGACCCCCGUUUCCAAAGACCAUGCCAACGUGUUGAAUUUUAUCGAAGAUAACCUAGGAAGAACUUAUUACUUUGUUGCGCUGGUUUCGUCUCAUAACUCAGUAAUACUCGAUCAAACACACUCAUACUAUGUUAUCUUCGGCUUGAGCCCCAACAAACGAUUGGUCUCUCGACUCGAUGAAAACUCAUACUUUUACCAUCAUCACGACCUUUUAUCUGAACCUAUCAUCCAGUUCAACAUAGGGGACUUUUCGUAUCAAUGGGAUACUCAACGGAAUACGCUCGUUGAAUGGGUAGGAGCGGGAUCAAGCAUCUUUGGGUUGGGCGCUUUCAAUGUUCCACUAUACCCGAACUUGAAAGAAGCCGAAAAUUCUGCCCGCUUACUCCAAUCGAACGACUUGAUCAUCCUAGGCGACCAUGAUUUCUCCCUCUUCGCACCUACAGACAGUACCAGCCAUUCUCCCGCGUCUACUACUAACUCGGCAUACACACCAGCCGAAACCAGCACCUUCAAUCGAUCCCCGAAUACUGGGUUCUUUGGCCGAUCUCCAACUAAGCAUACUAUUGAUUUUUGGGUAGAACAAAAUGUGAAGAACAUCCAAGCUACUGGUAGUGGAAAGGGAGUGAAGUGUCCAGAGCCGGGGUGUAAUCACAUCUCACGACGCCCGGGUGCCCUCAAGAUCCAUAUAUGCACCCACUAUCGGUUAAAGCGUGAGUAG